Messenger RNA from Ctenocephalides felis (cat flea), 3195 nucleotides. Its product is annotated as probable serine/threonine-protein kinase cdc7. Gene Ontology annotation, biological process: protein deubiquitination. The record is from RefSeq and is a predicted model, not a curated record. Lineage: Eukaryota; Metazoa; Arthropoda; Insecta; Siphonaptera; Pulicidae. Gene Ontology annotation, molecular function: cysteine-type deubiquitinase activity.
AUGAUUAAGUUCAGGUAUAAACGCAAGGAUACUCCAAAGGAUUCAAAAGAUUCUAGUAAAACUACUGCGAAUUCUAAUGAGAUCAUAUUGACGAAAGAUGAAAAGGAGCUCUUCUCCCAGCUUCAGUAUUCUGCCGAGCGAGUGUUGGCACCGGAUUCAUUAAGACGAGCUUUGGCUGGCCAUAAUCCAAGAUUUAGACUUGGCUCGAUGGCAGACGCUAGCGAAUGCUUCGAGCAUAUCUUGCUUAGAUUACAUGCUCAUUUGACAGGUACGGCCAAUGCUAAUGGAAGUAUCCAAGACUUUUCGACGAAUUGCGGGGAUUCAUGUACUUCCCCGAACUGCGUGCCUCAUCGUAAAGUUGCGAUUUCUUUGCUGGAAAGGAGCGUCUGCCAAAAUUGCUCGGCGAGCAGUGAAUCUCUACCUUUCACCCAGAUGGUGCAUUACGUGAGCGCAUCUGCCGUGACCUCGCAGCAUCGCGCUCUUCGCCAACAAGGAAACAAUAUUGUUCCUGGCGGCGCAAACAAUUGCACGAACAAUGCGAAUGGGUCAAACACUUUCGGACUGCUGCUUCGUGCUGCAGGAGGAAUGGGAGAUAUUAGAGAUUGUCCGAAUACAUGCGGUGCCAAAAUUCAAAUACACCGCACGUUAACUAAUACUCCAGAUAUAAUUUCCGUGGGAGUAGUCUGGGAUUCGGCCAAUCCGACCCAAGAACAUGUAGCCGCAGUAUUGGACGCUGUUGGUACCAAUCUACGUCCUGGUGAUGUUUUCCACUGGUGUGCUCAUCAAGCUUGGGCUAGAAAUACCAGCCAUUCUCUCGUUGGAGUUGUCGCUUAUUACGGGAAACACUAUUCAACUUACUUCUUCCAUACGAAGCUAAAAGUGUGGGUUUACUUUGACGAUGCUACCGUGCAGGAAAUCGGUCCACAUUGGGAGCAAGUUGUCGAACGCUGCAAGCGAGGUAGAUGCCAGCCACUUUUGCUGCUUUAUGCAAAUCCGAAUGGUACUCCUAUUGAAAGUACCUCCAACAACAAAGGUUCAGUUCCAAAUACAAACAACGUUAUCAACAAACUGCCAGAGCACGAAUUGAACACUGCCCAAUUGUUGGCAAAUCAGAAUUACAUGCAAGCUAUGUCUAAUCCAAAUAUGGUUGUAAACAGCAAUAAUUUUGUGCAGCAAAACAUGAAUAAUUCAAAUUAUUUAAUUGGAAAUGGACCACAGAGUAACCAAUUAAUGCCUUCCCAAAAUUAUUCGCAAAACUCACAUAAUCAAAGCAACGGAUCACAAGUUCCUAAUGGACAAAUGCACCAUAAUGGAUCUAUGAUGUCGUCGAUGAUCAGGGCAAAUACCCCAAGCAAUUUGGACAAAGGGAUGGCUUUUAUGGUAAAUGGUGGAAACACUAUGACAGUUCAGCAACAGCAAAUGCGAAGAUGCCUUACUCCCGUUGUAGGAAAUAGAAGUCAACUGGCUCCAAAUCCUCAGAACGAUUAUCAAAACUUGACUGUUAUUCAAGAGGCUAUGAGCUCCAAUGGUGGCCCACAAUCUAGAGGUUUGCACAGAUCGCUAAGUGCCGGUUCUUCCUUACCACACAUGGCACAACAGCACACGAAUCAAAUGCAACAACAGAAUUUGAAUCAGUCGUAUAUCCAGCAAGGGUAUACUGGUCAAAAUAUUAAUCAUUCUCAAAUCGCCAGUGGCCAACAAGAAAAAGCCCAAGUAAUGCAAAAUACUGCGCAUAUAAAUCAACAGAAUGGUGUGAAUCAGGCGUUAUCUCAUUUAUCAUCAAUAAACGAUACUCUGAAUGAUGCGAAUCAGGCAAGGAGACGAGAUUCAAUAAACCAUCAACUAUCAUCAAAUCAACAAAUUAACACUCAAACUAUGAAUCAUAUGCCCCAAACUGGAUUAAAUCAAUCGGCUAUACAAACUCUUUCACAGGGUGGUGAUAGCUUAUCGCCCAGCGAUUUGUCGCUACCUGAACAUAUCGCUAUGAAUUUGCCGAGAAGGAGGGAUUCUGGAAAUUGGAGUGGAGAUAGAAAUUCCGCAUCUAGCGCUUCUUCCACCACAGCUACAGAAUGUGGUAAUAAUCCAGCCGCUAUGCUAAAUUUCCAUGGAUUACAUGGUAAUGGCAAUAACGGAGGAAAACGUAUGAAUCAACUAGGAUUAGACCAGGGAUAUGAUUCAUAUUCCUUGUCUUCAACCGAUUCAUCUUCUCAUAUGUCAACAUGCUCCAACUCUAAGUCCAGCCACAUGCAGUCUCCAAAUCUGGCCCAAAUUCCUGAACAAUAUGAUAUGCAAUCUCCUUUGAAUUUUGAUUGCGAGCAGUUGUGUGAUGAGGUUGAGAGACUUUUAGAAGCAAGUAGGAGAGCUGAAGAUGCACAAGACCUGAAUACAGCGCUGUCUUUGUGCUCCAGAGCCAGUUCACAGGCUAGACUUGCGAUGAAUGCACCUUACAGCAACCCAAGAGCCAUGACACGAGCCCGUAUGAAGCACAACACAUGUGUCAUGAGGGCCAGAGGUUUACAGAAAAGGAUGGAACCUGCUGGAAAAGUACAACCAUCACAUUCUAGGCAGAGUUCGAAGGAUAAAUCAUCAGGUUCGACAAGUGGUCGUGCAUCAAGCAAUCACUCGAGGCAGAACUCACGAGAUAGCAUUGAUAAAAAUUCUUCAAAUAAAUCGCAUGUUAACAGCGAACCUGUCAACAAAGUCAGCAGAUAUCCAAUAAUCAGAUCAACGGGUAAUUUACCACAGUUUUUCAGGAAAGAAACUAAGUCAUCUGAAAAUGGUGCAGUGAAGAAUAUUGAAAUUUAUGCCACAUUACCCAAGAGAAAUAAGUUAUUAACACCUCCAGUAAGCCCGAGUAAUUCACAAGCGAAUCAAGCAAAUGAAAAACAGAGCCCGGCAAACACCUCAAAUGAACGGCCAAGUAGAAGUUUAUUUGGACGCCAAAAGGAUCAAAGCAAGCGUAGUAGAAGCGAAGAUCGCGGCAAAAUACAAUCUGAUUUAUCGGUUAUGCCAGAUAAAUCAGAAUCGUUAGCCAACGCAAAGGACACUUUGUUGCGUAGAAAUAAAGAUGAAGAAAAAGUAGACAAAGACAAAGAAAAGGCCGGUAAAAAGCAACAUAAAGUGAGAAGAAAGCUUUUGAUGGGUGGUUUAAUAAGACGUAGAAAUAGAAGCAUGCCGGAUCUAACUGGAAAGUGA